Messenger RNA from Haemonchus placei, 273 nucleotides. The record is from the annotation of a GenBank genome assembly. NCBI's taxonomy places the organism in Eukaryota, Metazoa, Nematoda, Chromadorea, Rhabditida, Trichostrongylidae.
AUGACCAAGCCUGGACGGCGAAAGCUCGAUAAGCAAACAUGGCUGUGGACGGACCAUUUCAGAGAUAAAGUCCGUGAGAAGAAAAAGCAGUACCACGCAUUUCUUAUCGAAAAGACAGCUGACAACUGGCAACGCUAUCAGAUAGCAAAGGAAGAGGCGAAGAAGGCCGUUGCUUCUGAUAGUGCAGCUCAUUAUGCCGUUCUCAAUAAGGAACUCGAAUCUCGCGUUAACCGACUCGCAAAGACACGCAAAAGCAAGACCCAGGAUAUGUAA